UACAUAGCCCUCAAGUUCUGGAAGUCGACCGGUCUCCUCUACGCCAUCCACAACAAGGAGAGGGACAUGAUCGAGACCCUCAACCAGGAGUUCUACUUCUACGAGGGUCAGGACAACGUCGGGAGGAACUCAGGGGCGUAUGUCUUCAGACCCAAACACCCCACCACCAAACGUGUGGGACUGGACGCACCUGUCACAGUUCGUGUCGUCAAGGGACCACUUGUACAGGAAGUCCAUCAAACUUUUUGUCCGUGGGUUUCUCAAGUCGUCCGCUUGUACAAGGGAGCUAAAUACGCUGAAUUUCAGUGGAUCGUUGGACCUAUUGAUACCGAAGACGGUCAAGGGAAAGAAGUUGUCUCCCUGUUCACAUCCAACUUACAGAACGACAGAAUUUUCUACACGGAUUCUAAUGGCCGAGAGAUGCUGGAGCGAGUUCAGGAUAUGAGAGAGACGUGGGAUUACAGAGCAGUUGACCCAAUCUCUGGGAACUACUACCCCGUGACAAGCAGGAUAUACAUACAGGACAGGAGAAAAGAUGUCCAGUUGUCUGUAGUCACAGACCGGCCCCAGGGCGGGACAAGUCUCGGCACGGGUCUCCUGGAACUCAUGGUCCACAGACGUCUGUUACGUGAUGAUGGUCUGGGGGUCGAUGAACCGUUAAACGAUGAAGGUGUCGACAGAAAUGGAAUCAUCUUCACAGGUAAACAUUACGUCGUGCUAGACACCAUAGCCAACUCAGCCAAACUCCUCAGACACCUGGCACUGCAGGUACAUCUGGAACCAACCGUCAUGUUCACCCCGGUAACUGACAAAAAACCUGGCUACAAGAUGAUGCAGCAGCAAACAUUUCUCACCAACCCUCUGCCAGAUAAUGUCCACAUUCUGACCCUGGACAGGAUCUCUGCUAACGAGACCAAUUUCUAUCUGCUGCGUCUAGAGCACGUGUACGAAGCAGACGGUCCCCCAGAGUCGUCUGCCCCUGCUCACGUGACCCUUGAGAACUUGUUCAAACCAUUCGACAUCUACUGGGCCGAAGAGACUACCCUAGGGGGCAACUAUAGCCCUGAUGACGUAGACAGGUUACAGUGGACAACCAAUGACGGUGACCUCACGGAUGAAAGCAUCAAUUCUCCAGACUUCAAGCCAAAAAUGGAACCUCCUUUCAACAUUAUCCUCCAUCCAAUGGAAAUCAGAACAUUUCGAGUACAAAUUGUCAAGUAUUAAAUGUUGCUACAUCUCAUGGUAAUCGUGACGUCUUGAACACAACAUCCCAAGUAUUAAAUGUUGGAUUUUAUACUUUAUGUGCAAAUUAAUUACUGGAGCAUUUAUUUUUUAACCAAAGAAGCCACAGGCAGUACGUUUAAAUUAUAUCGUGCGGAGACUUAUGACAAUGUGUUACUUAAACCACUAGAUGUGUAGUGAAAAAUAUGAUGUCAAAUACACACAUUACAUUUUCCCCUCUCCAUAUUUUACACACAGAGGUUUUAAUGUAGUUAAUUGCCGUCCCAUUCUGGUAAACAUAUAGUACAGAAUGCAAGUAUGGGUCUAGCUUUGGACCUACAGGCUAUUCCAAAGUAGAACUAAUCUUACACCAAAUAUUGUCAUUUACAUUUGACUAAUUUAGUCUCAACGUAGAUAAAUUGUUUAAAUUGAUGUUUUAACCAAAAGAAUUAUUAAUAAUAUUUCUUAAUUAACAUUCCAACGUCUUUUGAAUUUCCACAAUCAAACAUAACAUCACAAUAACUUAGUACGGAUAAAACAAAUUCCAAUACACACACACA
Messenger RNA from Physella acuta, 1781 nucleotides. Its product is annotated as lysosomal alpha-mannosidase-like. Gene Ontology annotation, molecular function: alpha-mannosidase activity; carbohydrate binding. NCBI's taxonomy places the organism in Eukaryota, Metazoa, Mollusca, Gastropoda, Physidae. Gene Ontology annotation, biological process: mannose metabolic process. The record is from RefSeq and is a predicted model, not a curated record. Gene Ontology annotation, cellular component: lysosome.